AUUUCAUGGGAAUGAAAGUGUUAAGUUAGCUAUAUUUAACAAUAAAAAAUAUGGUUGCCCAUGAAUCAAAUAAAAACAUUUUUAGGAUGCAUUAACAAAUGUUGCCAGACUCAAUAUCAAAAUUAGUCACUUAAGGAAAUAUAUUAUUCCACAACGAAAUAAUAGUUUUUGACAGUACAGAGUACACUAUAAGUAGGAAUCACAAGACGAAAAUGAAAGUAGACAACCGGAAGUUCUUCGGUAAAUGUUUAGUUCAUGGAAUUUUUCACAACAAUACUGACUCUAAAACCCGACUCAUUUUCUUCACGAUGGGAACAAAGACGAGACUGAACUGAGAUUACUGUGAAGAAAAUACGUCAAAAUGGUUGGGAGGAGGAGCACGCUGCUUGUAACAAAGCGCAGUUUGCGCAACUCUGACUCACGACCUGGUAAAAGGCCAAGACGAAUAGUGCAACCAAAAGUGUUGGAUGACACUGUUGGAAUGUCUCGAAGAGAGGAACAAGAAUUGAACAAAGCUUUGUAUGCAUCUUUACAAGACAGUCGCCGUUCUCGGUCAAUGCCAAUCUUGCAAUGUAUUUCAAGCAGCAGUAUUAGCUCAAGUAGCCAUGAGACAAGCAUCAGCAGUCAUCAAAGUAACGGAGGGAGAAGCCCUCACAAGGCAUCUUAUAAGUCUACUAGACAUUCCACGGGCAAUCACAAAUCGGAAAAGCUUUCUCUUAGCAAGCGGCGCUCGUUUCCCUCAUCUACUCUCUCCCCAAAGAGAUUACUGAGGAGAACUGGAAGUCAAAGACAAACCUCUAGUUCGACAUCCACUCCGUCGAGCACCCCAACCCGGGGGAUUUCUCACUUGGCCAGUGUCAAUGUGGAUGAGAGCAGUAAGGAUUCUGUUCGCUCUUCCUCCAGUUCAGUCAAUGGAUCAAAAAGUUAUUUCGACAGGAAAAUCCACGCCCAGAGGAAGUUCGCUCAAGGGUGCUCCUUGCCAGGAACUCCAACCAGCACCCCGGCCAAGUCGAUCAACACGCCAGUGAAGCUUCUCUCCUCGCGCAUCCCAAAGACUGAGGACUUCCUCACAUUCUUGUGUCUCAGAGGCUCGCCCAUUUUGCCAGCUCACUUAGACUUCUUCAACUUCUCUCGGGAAGAAAUGCCAUUGAGGGACGAGGGCCCGCGGCCAUCCUCCUCAGCUGGAACAAAAGCUAAGCGACAAAGGGAGAGCACACCUGAUUCAUCCAGUAGUAGUGUUGCUAACGAUGAAGUAGCUGAAGCAGCUGGAGUCUCUACUCCUCCUCUGGCUGGCAGGACCAGUAGUCUGUUGGCGAAACACUCUGCGGCACGGGCCAGCGCUGGGACCCCAGAGACGGCCCGUGGCAUCGUGAGUCUGCGCCAGGGCCUGCAGCGCAAGGUAUCCACCUCUUCCUCCUCCUCCUCUUCCCCCUCCUUGGCACGUUUUCCCAUCUCCGUCUCAUCCUCCCCUUCUCGUCUGCACCCGGUGUCAGGGCUUACUAACACCCCACCUUCUAGAUAUCGUAACAAGUUCUACUUCACCCCAGAGAAAUCUCCGUCACCUUCCAAGGCCAGUGGUGUGCUCCCAGGGGAGUUCACUCCACCGUCCUUGAUGUCCUCUGCUCGCUCGGCCAGAUCCUCCUCUUACUUUGGCUCUGUGGGCAAAUUCUCACCGCUGGUGUGUUGUCCUUCCUCCAAGCUGGGGACCUCAUCCUCCUCCUCGUCCUUGGACCUUUCUGCAAGGGGCAUCUCCUCCUCCUCGACAUCGUCUUCGUCGUCGUCUAGAGGCCCUUCCGCUGUGCACAGCAGCAUCCACAGGAAGCGAACGUCUUCAGCGCUGUCUGGCAGAAGCCCCAACAAGGUAACUGCUUCUCACCACUCACUUCUGCCUGCUUCCCCACCCGGCUUAGGUGUGAGCAAGCGCUGUAGGUUAGCUCCACAGGGCUGCUUGUCCUCUUCCUCACCCUCCCUGACCCAUUCUCCUUCCCCUCCUCCUUCAUCGUCAUCAUCCUCAUCCCCCGAGCCACAAAUAGACCUUACUUCCUGUGACUUGACGCCAUCGGCUGUGUCAUCAAUCGACCAUACUUUUCCGUCAGUCUCAACAUCUCUCGCGUCUUCAAUUUGUGCUUUGCCUGAACCCUCCACAAGAUUUGCUCAUCGAGAAAACAUAACAGAUGCUGAGAAGUACUUUGUUGAAGCUGUGAGAGAAGAUCCACCACUCAAUGAGCAUCACAACUACUGCACUUCCAAGCCUUGUGCCCAUACAACAGGUUCCUUGUCUGCAUCAGAAAGCAACUGUGGCCAUGCAGUCUCAAGAACACCCCACACUGCGUGUCUGGAUAGCGACUCCCUCUCUUCAUUCACAUUCAGUCACCCUCUGACUCACUGCCCCCCUAGCCACAAGCAUCAUUGUAAUGCUUCUAGAGCAACUAACUGUAACCACUCUAAAUCUUCUUGCCAAGACUUUCAUUCUCCUAACUCCUUGUGCUCUUUGCAUGCAUGUGGGAAGACUUACUCAGGUGGUGUGAAUACUAACUCAUCUUUUUUGUUGCAUGAAAACCGUUGUGACUGCCGGAGUAGUUUAGUGCAUGACUGCUUCCAUAAUGACCCGAUGUUGCGGGGCUGUGCGUCAUAUGAUAACUCUGUCCGUCGUGUCUCUUGUUCCUCUUGUCAAUAUUGCCUUUGUGCAUGCCGCAGACCACAAUCUAGUUAUGUUCAUGAAAGUUGUCCCUCCAACAGUGUGAACAAACCUGCCGAGUUGAUCGACGCUCUGAGUUCAUUGCUAGAUAGAGAAUACCCUUUGCCAUCUGCUACAGAGAUUGAAAAUAUACUGGGCAGUGAGUACUGUAUUAGUAACAAUGACACAAGUGUGAUUGAUGAAGGGAACGAGGACUGUGAGGUAGGUUUUGAUAGCUUUGGUAAUGAGGGGUUGGGUGAUAGAGAACUGGAUCUUGUUGAUGUAGAUAUUGAAGCAAAGGUUGAUCAUGUUCAACGUAUUGCUUUUGAUGAUAGAGGCAUGGAUUUAUUCCCUGUAACAAAUGCUGAAAAUGUGGAAAGUGCAGGUGAAUUAAUAGAAGACCAGAGUUUAAAGAACGUUGGAAGACGAAAAAAUAAGAGAAGAGAGGAUACUCAUCACAGACAUAGAAGGAAAAAGAAAAAAGAGGAAUUAGAAAGAAAGAGGAAAAGAGAGAAGAGAUACUGUUUGGUGAAGGAAGUACCUAAGCUGAAAAUCCGGAUUGUCCGCAGAAUGGGAGAAGUGACUCACACUGUACAGAAAUUUAAGGGCAAGAGGAGUGAGAACUACAAAGCUAAAGAUUUUCAGGGUGAGUUUGUGAAGAUGUUAAAGGCUGAUGGUGUCGCGUACUCUGUAUCGAGCGCUCUUGAUGAUAAUGAUAAAUAUAUAGAAUGCAAGGAGGAUGGCUUCGGUCUUGGGGAUCAUGGCACAGAGAUGUCGGGUGUAUUGAGAAGGAAAACUUUGUCACCAAACACUAUAAGUGAAGAAACCCACACCCCGCAGUUUGGCGAAAACUCUGCGCCUAAAGAGAACAGGAGCUUCAACAUAGGUACUGAAAACCUGAGUUCUCAAAGAGAAGAGAGAACUGUUUUAGACAAUAAUUGUUUUCUCGUGAAAAAUCAAGAUAUGACACAGCUUCCCUUUUCUGAUAAAGAUGUUCACAAAAAGUCCAAGCAUCUGUGGCAAAAGAGCCGUAAAGUGUUGAAGAAGUCGACAAAGUUAGCAGACAGCAUUGUUCUGCGAGACAGGGUUAUCUCUGCCUUUGCUAAGUUCAACCGUAAGGAGACCAUUGAGAGUAGUUUGCAGGUCACCAGGGAAAAUGGAGGUAUUGGACCUGGGUUUGAAGAUGACAGCACAUCAACUGUAGAUAAAGAUGACAGCCUCAGUGGCGAAGCUGAUACUGCGCAUAAAGCUGAAGAGAAGGAUUUGUCAAAAGAAAGUCCUGGAAAAGAGGAAGAUGAGCUGAAAGAUGAUAAACAGAAUUUCUUUGAUUUCAGCUUUCAAGAGACAAAAGCUUGCCCUGAUGGGACAUGUGUUGCUGUGAACAACGGUGACGAUGCGCAGUUAACAAAAGAUGAAAAUGGAACUGGUGAGACAAUUUGGAAGACUUCAGCUAUUUCCCAAAAGUCUGUGGUACCCUGUGAACAAGGAGAGGUGCCUAGUGUCAGUGUUGAAGUCUGUAAAGAGCGUGGUUGUGAGUUUCUGAUACAGCAUUCAAGAGAAUCGCAAAAUGCCCAACAGUCAUCAACAUAUUCUACUUGCCCGUGUACUGUUGUUAAAACCAGCACUAGUUAUCCCAGUGGUGACAGUUCACCAGAUGGAAACCAAGUUUUAAAAAAAUCAGAAAAUCAAGUGAACAUGGCAAAGGAUAAGGACUUCGCACCAAGGACAGUAUUCUUAUCAUCAGAAGCGACUGAUCAGUCUGGUAUCGGAUCUGGGGGCUGUGGAGACCGUGCAGGUGAUGAGAAGGGAACGCAGACUGUAAAUAGAGACUGUGAAGAUGAUGAACAGAAGCAGCAGAAUGUUAAAGAGGGAAUGGAAGAUCUGGUUUUGAAUUCUAACUCACGUGGACAGGUUGGGAAAGCCAACACUCCAAAAACACGUAAAGUUUGUGAAUGUGGCUGUGUACUCUCUAACCAUGUGGAGCCCCCUUGUUCUGACGAGCAAACACAGGGACAGGCAGACGUAAAAGUGGAAAGCUUUGCUGCUGUUCCCCCCUCUCUACACAGCUGUCUUGAUACAGUUCAUCCUUUACAAACUGAUGUAAUCAAAUCAUCAAGCCCGAAACAUGUAUCUGUCCAGACUGAUAAUGACUUGAAUCAGUCCAAUGUAAGUACUAAUAGUUGUAGAGAAGAGACUAAAGUUAUUAUCGAGUUGGAUGAUAUUGAAGACAACAAUGUGGAGGAUAACUGCUCUUCAAAAUUGCUUGAUGAAAGAAACAACAUUUGUGUCAAAAGGGAUCAAGCUAAUCAGACUGACCCCACAGGAAGUUUUGAUGGGAAAAGAGUAAGCAAUUGUUCUGUUGAAAGCUGUUCUAUUUCUGACAUAACCACUCAACAGCUUAAUAAGGCAACCCAAGCGGAGAAUAUUAGAUGUUCGGGUGUGGAAACAUCCCCUGUUAGUGAAGAUUCAGUCAAGAGCUCAGAAAAGGGAUCUCAAAGCUCUGGUAGUUCUCAACUCUCGUGUAAAAGUAAGGAUAGUCAGGUUCAGACUGAUCUUUCCUGCCAGACUGACAGUUCAGAGGCUGAUUCAUCUCUCUGCAAAGAUUCCCCUCUGGACUUCAGCAUGAAAAGGUUAUCGGACUGCAGUUUGAAUUCAAGCAACAAAAAUAAUUCCAGCAGUGUAAAUGAGCAACUUGAUGAAUCUUGUAAAGUCAUGGAAGAAGUCAUUAUUUUGGAUGACAAAAUGGAGGAGCUGAAUGUUGCCAUCAGCUGUAGCAAUGGCAAGGAUGAUGUAUUCCAUGCCCAGCUGCAGAGUUCUAGCGACUUUGUCAUUGACUUGUCUCUCAGUGGAAGGAGUUUCAUCUCCAGCAGUGGAAGCAGUGGCAGUAGUCGAAGCAGCAGCAGCAGCAGCUCUACCGGGAGUAAUAGCAGUUUAGAGCACAUGGAGCUUUUUGAAUUAACGCAGCCACACAUAGUAAAUGCUGGCCUUGCUGUGGGCCUUGAUUUGGCAACGAAGCAGAGGACGGUAGAAACCGGCAGUAGAAAACUGAAUGAGCAAACUUUUAGUACAAUGAAUGAUAAUGCCAGGAAACAAAUAAAUUGUUAUCAAGGCAGACGUAGCGAAGGUGAAAAGGGGAAAAAGGCCUCAGGUUUCAAGGAUGAAGGUUGUCAGUUCUUUCGUAAAAGAAAUGGUGCUCUUAGUUCUUAUCCUAUUAGCCCAGAUUGUCCUAACACCAGGCCUGCUGCAGACUUAGAAGAACCUUCUGACAUGACCGUGAAGAGAAUUUUCCAGAACUGUGAAGGAUCACUAGCUGUCGGAAGAAGCGAUUUAUUAUCAGGACAUGGGACAAGGCAAAAUUUCUGCCCUCCCGGAGAAGACAUGGUUGCAAUAGCUUCAACCUCUUGUUCUUCCACUUCUGUCGUAGUGUCGAGUAAGACAACAGCUCUCACUGGGGAAAAAUUCUCUGCAGCUCACAAGAAAAGACAGAUAUUUUCUAACUCUCGAAGCUUAGAUGAUUCUCGCAAGAACCGUCCCUUCAACUGCUCGCAAGCUAGUGAUAAGAGGCAGCAAGCUCCGGUGCCAAGAGUGUUCAAAAGCCAGUCAAGGAGGUUUAAUAUUCCAAACCCUGCCCCUGCUGGCAGACGAGAAAACCAAGAGAUCUUGCUUCACAGUUACGGUAGUCUUAACACAGGGCAGGGCUUUGCAUUGAUUGAUGGCCAUUUGCAGAGUUGUGAGAUUCUAGAUAAAAAACAGAUUACCUCUACCAGUAAAAAAAAUGUGCCUUGUUGUGCCCUUUCCUCAAAGGGGAGCAAACCCCCUCGGUGCUUUGGAGAUCCUGGCAGUGAGUGGCAUCAAAACACCAAAGUGGAAAAGUCUGGAUCUCGGAGAAUCUUAAGGGAUAAGAUAUCCAAUCUUCAAAGUUCUCAGUCCACUCAUGAAUCCGUUAGCCUCAGUGCACACAAUACAGAUAAGCAAAGUACGGCCGUGUCUAGUGCUACCCUUCAACGGACUGAAAAUAGUCAAGGGAAACUCUUGACAUCUCAAUCUAGAUCAGACAGUUUGUGUAGUCUCAAGGAAAGCAUUUAUCUCCGAAACAAUGACCCUAUUGCCCCUCGUUCAUCUUCAUCAGUGUUUGUUCAAGAUGAGACCCUUGCAUCUGCCGCUCGGGAACUCACAACCAUGCCUGGCUCUUUUCAGACUUGUCAACAGGAAUUUUCAGCCUCGCAAAUGACAAGCUGUUGUGUUCAGGCGAACUGCAGUCAAAGCAGGAGCUAUCUGAAAGUAACUGCUCCACGACCAUUUUGUCCAAUAACUGAGAAUGCAAAAUCAAGUUUUCCUUUAUGCUGGACAGGUCCAGAAAUAGACUCGUCUGGAGGAGUUAAUGGAGUCCAGCCUAGUUGCUUCCUGCCUGUGGCUUCUCAGUUGCCAAGCAUUUCUCAAUCUCAAGACAGCAGGCCCGUCCCUCAGGAUAUUUUUGUCAAUCAAAGCAUUGCCCAAAGACGUGAUCCUGGAGAAUCAUCUAUGAGAUUAAGGAACUCUGAUGGAUCUGUUUCAUACCAACCACAGUGGGAUUCACCUGGUGCCAGUUAUGAUUUUUUACAGAACUUCAACAACAGGAAUUGUAAUAAGCUGUUGCAAGCAAGUAAAAGUUUUGUAAUACCAGAAAAUGCAGUAUCAGUGAGUGAUGGGAUUGGUUCAGGCUCUGAUGUGUGGGCGUCUUUCUCUCCAUUAUCUGAUGUACGGUCAAGCCCAGAGUUUUUUGUUCCAUCUCCCCCAGAGACGUUUGCUAGUUCUUUUUCUCAUUCUGAAUAUCCUCAGCUAAACCCAGAUGUCAGUAUAGGAAAAUCUGCCUGUACUGUCUCUCAAGGCAACUUCCAACCGCAGCCUCCUAAGAGUUUCUCCUCAAGAGGCAAGAAAAAUGUUGAGAGAAGAAAAAAGGACAAUGUUAAUCAAAAGGUCCGUAAGAAGCAAAAAUUUCAGGAUAAUAAAAGUGCUGUGGAGUCGUGUGCAAAUACUUGUUUGUCUUUGAACGACACCAGUCAACCGGAGGAUUUGUCAUCAUCAUCUGCCACCUUUAGUUCAAGCUCGAGUACAAGUAACAGUCCUUUAGUCACGACUUGUCCCAGUAAAGAGCCUGUAGUUGAGUUAUCAAAAUGUACUGCUACGUCCUCUUACUCAGAGUCUACGCCCCACACGCGUUCACCCUUUCCAGUCUCUCUGUCCUGUAGCGUACCUAACAUGGCGGUUUUAGAUUUCCCUAGUCUACAAGGUGUGGAGCUCAAUUCACAAAGGCUUGGAUUACUCGGGGCACUUCAGGAUGAUGCAAAAGAAGACAAUGAUGAAAAUGUUCUGGAUGUCAUUAUGGAAGAAUUGAAUGCUCAGAUAGCCUUAUUGAAAAAUGAAAUUGUGCGGGAAAAUCAACAUGUGACCUUUUCUAGUGAAAGCGGCACAACGUCGGGCGAAUUGCUGCAUACCUGGCAAGGGCCAUCUCAAGAAGCAUUAUCUUCCAUUCAGUCAACAAUUGCGAAGAACGCAGGUGAAGAUGUCUUUCUUUCAAAUAACAAAAAGAAUGUGUCCAAAAUUGUUCAGUCUUUUGAUAAGCUCUGUGAAGGCAUGACCCAGUCUAGUAAUGAUAGGGCUUGCUGGCCCCAAGAAUCUCUGAAUAUGAAAGAGCCCGUCGUUUGUAUUGAAAUUUGUUCAGAUACUGAAUAUGAUGUACUAUAGUCUGAAAUGUUGUUUGUGUAUUUCUGUGGUGCCUCAGGAUGUGAGUUGCUGAUCCCCUAAAUAUUACAGUGUACUGAAGAAUGAGAAAUCUUUAUGUUUGACAAUCAAGCCUUAACCUAAUUGCAAAUGUUGGGCAAUUUUUUUUUUUCUUGCUGCUGGUACUUUCUUGUUAUGUCGUUCUUGGUCGUAUAGACAAUCAGCUGUUGAACAUUUUCCAAUGAAUGUACUGUACUUUUGAAGAAAGUUGUUAAAUGUAUUGUAAAAUUUGAUAUGCUUUAAAAUGAAAUUCUUAUAUAUUUAUGAUAUAUCAUAUUGUCUAUGUGUUUUAAAGGCAGUGAAUCUGAAAAAUUGCCAAUUUGAUUGAUUCAUUGACUUGCAAAAUGGGUGUUAUGAUAAAAACGAUUGAUAUAUUCUGUGAAAUGGUUAUGGGUGUGAAUCUGUGUUUAUGAUAUAUACUUCACUAACAGGUAGCAAGAGCUUACGAUGAUUAGGGAAAGAGAACGGAAUGUUUUUGCAUUUAAAAAUAAGGAUUAUUAAAAAGAAAGCCUAAGCAAUGUCAUAAGACACACUUAUUUUUAGACUAUUACAUGCGUCGGUGGAUUGAUUUAUAAAGGUCUAUGCCUUGUUUUACAGAAGUGUCAAAGUUAGUUUUAGUAUUAAUUAAGAUUGCCAAGGAGUGCAACUGCCUGUACAAUGCCUGGAUCCUUUCUUGAAAUGGUGUUUUUUCUUUGGCUAGAUAAUAUCACUGACUGCUUGAAUUUACGACUGGUAUCUGACAUAAGUGCACAAAAGCCACUGAAGUUUUAUCGCCAUAAAAUGAUAAUAACUUGGUCAGAAGAUUCCUAAGUUAUAAGUGUAUUUUGUGGUGCAGCAGGAUGUUGUAAAUUGCUGAUCCCCUUCAUGUUACGGUGUAUUUAAUCCUCAAAUGAAGGCUGCAUAGUCACGUUAGGAACAGACAUGUUUAGAUAUGGCCAAUGAAGAUCUCUUGUUAUCAAGGUAUGUUUAAAAGAAUCAAUAACUGUUAUAAUUCUACUUUUGUCUAUGCAAAGUGUCCUGAAAACAUGGCAUAAAAUAUUGUUUGAAAAAGCCUCUGUGAUGAAGAAAAACAAGUGGGAUGGAGGUCACAAAUAUGUUCGUUGUAUGCUUUGAAGGGUCACAUUUUUUUGGUGUGAGCAUUCUUUUUCAAAGACUUUUUGCACUUAGACAAAACAUCGUUAUCGUUUUCAUAUUGAAAUCUACUGCUCAUUGUACAAAAUAUGUGGAGAUAAGAGGUGUGGGCAUGCUAAUGAUGUCAGUGAACCAGAAAAUGUCAGCAUGCUCAAUGCUCUCUCCUUCAACUCCCAUUGUACAGCUUUCUGAUAAAAAAAACAACUGUCUGUAGUCAUGACUUUAGUUAUAUACCGUCAGUGUUUUUUUGGUUAGCACUCUGGCCUCGUCUGGUCUUUUUUUAUUUUCAGUCUUAUUAUUAACCACAUGUGUUCCUUGCAAGAUAUGAUUGUAAUUUGUAAUGGCUACACUGUAGAUGACAGCCUUACCUUGAAGCUUUAUGAUUGAGAAUGCUUUCUGCUUUUUCGAAACCUUUUGUUUAUUUGUUUUAUCCAAUGAAAGUUCAGAUGCUUUCUAGUGAAAUAAAGUUUUUGAUAUUGCUGUGCAUUUCCAGUUUGCUUUGCUCCAAGCAUUGCUCUUUUUUAAAUGUCUGGUUUUGCCAUUUGCUGUUCAAAUUACUUGGAGUACUUAGGGAAGGGAGGGGGUUCUGAAAAAAAAAGCCUGUAAAUUCAUACCUGAACAGGUAUAUUGCGAGCUGCAAAAUAUUUGCAAUUUUAAAAAUGUUAAUGUUAUCUGUGCCUUUGUCAUUGACUCAUUUUUACAGAGAGAAUGAAUGGGGAUUCCGCCAUUUUUACUCAAUUACUCCCUAACUGAUUUUAAGUUUCCAUAUUAAUGUUUCAGUUUUCAAUGGUGAUUAAUUUCAUUUCCAUCCUAGUCAUGCACCAACACUUCAGUGAACACAUUUUGUCCUUCACUACGGUAUACGUCAUUCUGUUUGAGCUGCAAGAUCCAAGGUGGACCAAAAUGGAAAAUUGUGUGGGGUUCGAUUCUGAGUAGGAAAUACAUUCUUUUAGUCUUUCUUGGAAUUUUUUUUAUCGGAGCCUUUUCUCCUGACAGGUGGCUAAGGAUUUUGCUGUUUGGCCGUGUCAGUCCAGAAAUUGUCAUUGUCAUUGUCAUUAAUUUAUGAGUUGGUGGCACCCAGUUCUUUAAAGAUUAUUGUAGCAGUACCGUGGUCUGUGAUUUAAUGGAAAGGCUCUUCACAGUUGCAUACACAAGUUUUGAAUUUGAUUCCUGCAUAGAGCAGUUUGUCUAUCAGUCUCUUUGAUUAUUUUUUUUAAUGGGGGGAAACUUGUAAAGUCAUUCUAUUAAUGAUUAACCCAAUCUGUACGUCGUGUUUUACUACUGUAUCCAUUCAAUGUGGGGAACUCUGUGCCUCCACUU
Aplysia californica (California sea hare) is the source of this 10888-nucleotide messenger RNA. RefSeq names its product protein Jumonji. Gene Ontology annotation, molecular function: DNA binding; histone demethylase activity. Gene Ontology annotation, cellular component: nucleus. The transcript has 7 exons. The coding region runs from base 362 to 8401 and encodes 2679 amino acids. Gene Ontology annotation, biological process: chromatin remodeling. NCBI's taxonomy places the organism in Eukaryota, Metazoa, Mollusca, Gastropoda, Aplysiida, Aplysiidae. The record is from RefSeq and is a predicted model, not a curated record.